AUGCGCGACCCUAUACCGGCCCCUACGCUCUUCAGAGAGCUCACAGAACCCCUCGCUAAUAAGCUCUCGCUGAGCACGUUGCCAUACCACGCGCACGAGAUUGCACUCGGUUUCUUUGGGUAUCACUUCAUCCUCUACUAUCUCUCGCCCACCUUGUCACGGGUAAUAUGUCCGCAAAGAUACAGUGGCUUCAACAAGCGCACCCGCUUGAACUGGGACAUCCACUGGGUCUCCAUGAUCCAGGCUUUGUUCGUCAAUACUGCGGCGCUGUAUGUAAUCUUCAGUGACCCUCAGCGCAAAGAGAUGGACUGGAAGGGUCGGCUCUGGGGAUAUACACCAGCUAGUGGCAUGGUGCAAGGUUUCGCUGCAGGAUACUUCCUUUGGGAUCUCCAGAUCUCAUCGCAAUACAUUUCACUUUCCGGGGUUAGCGCACUAGUGCAUGCUAUUGGUGCUCUGGCAGUAACAUGCAUUGGCUUUCUUCAGAGACCCUUUGGAAAUUACUACGGCCUCUCUUUCGUUCUCUACGAACUCUCCACGCCCUUCCUCAACAUCCACUGGUUCUGCGACAAGCUGGAUCUCACCGGCUCCAGGAUUCAACUAUACAACGGAAUUGCGCUGCUCGCCACGUUCUUCGGAUGCCGAAUUGUCUGGGGAACGUACCAAUCCGUACUGAUCUAUUCGGACAUCUACACGGCUUUGACGACGUCCCCUUCGGAUCCACUAGCAUCGCCGUUAGAUGAAGGAAAGUGCAUUAGCAACGCAAGUUCCGUUAGUCCUGGCUAUAUCAGCGGUUGUGAGGCUGGAGAACUGCCGCUGUGGCUGGUUAGCAUAUACCUCGUUGGCAACACUGCUUUAAGUUUGUUGAACUUCUACUGGUUCAGCCAGAUGGUGAAGGCCGUGAGAAAGAGGUUUGUGGCGCAACCGGGAAGCGAGGCGAAGGCGAAGGCGAAGGCGAAGAAAGGACAGUAG
Messenger RNA from Didymosphaeria variabile, 969 nucleotides. RefSeq lists its product as uncharacterized. The transcript is spliced from 3 exons. NCBI's taxonomy places the organism in Eukaryota, Fungi, Ascomycota, Dothideomycetes, Pleosporales, Didymosphaeriaceae. Bases 1 to 969 code for a protein of 322 amino acids. Gene Ontology annotation, biological process: lipid homeostasis. Gene Ontology annotation, cellular component: membrane; endoplasmic reticulum. The record is from RefSeq and is a predicted model, not a curated record.